This is a messenger RNA of Pygocentrus nattereri (red-bellied piranha), 1566 nucleotides long. It is a transcript of the gene mtrf1l, whose product is annotated as mitochondrial translational release factor 1-like. The transcript has 8 exons. Gene Ontology annotation, biological process: translational termination. Gene Ontology annotation, molecular function: translation release factor activity. The coding region runs from base 76 to 1356 and encodes 426 amino acids. The record is from RefSeq and is a predicted model, not a curated record. Lineage: Eukaryota; Metazoa; Chordata; Actinopteri; Characiformes; Serrasalmidae.
UAGCAGGGAAACAUUAAACUAUAUUAAAGUUUUAAAGUCUUUAAAUGUGCCGACAUUUCAGACCGCGCCUUUAUAAUGUCAGCCGCCGGUUUCUGUCAGCGGACUGCGCUGCGGCAGCUGCUCAGUUCGCCCGCUUUUAGGACCGUCCACUGCAGGAUGGUCAGGACAUCAGCAGCAGAGUGGAGGCACCGACGAGGCUUUCACACCACAAACUCGGCUUUGGUAACAAAGAUUCUGACAGUGGAUGAGAUCUUUUCCAAGAAGUCCCUUCACAGGCACCUUAAGAGAGUUCAGACUGAAUACAACGACUUCUUACAAGCUGUAAACGCUGGAGACCUUCAAGGAGACGAUGAGGAGUUAAGAGCAAAAAGGACAAGACUGUCUGUUUUAGGGCCUCUGAUCCAAAAAAUCAGGGAAUUAGAGGAAAACCAGAAGGACUUUGAGGAGGCUGAAGCAUUACUGAAAGAAAAUGACCCAGAUCUGCGUGAACUUGCACAGUCUGAGAGGGAGACCUGUCAAACAGCUAUUCACACAGUCAAACAAACAAUUCUCUCGCUUCUGGUACCUGAGGAGGAGUCAGACAUGAGUGACUUGGUCCUAGAAGUCACCGCUGGGGUCGGAGGUCAAGAAGCAAUGCUUUUCACCGCAGAGAUAUUCGACAUGUACCAGAACUUUGCUUCUUUCUAUGGCUGGGACUUUGACACUCUGGAGUUCAUGCCAAGUGACAUUGGGGGAUUAAGACAUGCCACAGCCAGUAUAAGUGGUCCCUUGAGCUAUAAGAAGAUGAAGUUUGAAGCGGGGGUCCAUCGUGUGCAGAGGGUCCCAAAGACCGAAAAGCAGGGCCGUAUGCAUACCAGCACUAUGACGGUGGCGGUCCUGCCUCAGCCAGCAGAGAUCUCUUUUACAAUUAACCCCAAAGACCUGAGGAUUGAGACGAAGAGAGCCAGUGGGGCUGGAGGACAGCACGUAAACACGACUGAUAGUGCUGUGAGGAUUGUGCACUUACCGACAGGUAUAGUGUCUGAGUGUCAGCAGGAGCGCUCACAACUCAAAAACAAGGAGAAGGCCCUGAAGGUGCUACGGGCCAAACUCUACAGCGCAAAGUUGGAGGAGGAGACUAGUAAGAGAUACCAGGCCCGCAAACUUCAGAUUGGCACCAAAGGCAGAUCAGAAAAAAUCAGGACCUACAACUUCUCUCAGGACCGAGUCACUGACCAUCGGAUCGGGAAAACUCUGCAUGACAUACAUGGAUUUUUAUUAGGAGAGGAUCUGCUGGAUGAGAUGAGUUCGUCUUUGCAGCAGUUUUCUGACCAAGAGGCUCUUAUGGACGUUUUGGAGGAUAAUGAUUCAGAUUAAUAUUUAAGACUGACACUGAAAAUGAGUAGUAAAUGCCUGUGUGGGGGUGCUGUGCUGCAUUUGAUGGCUUACAUACAGCCGCAACCAUGUUCUCAUGUUGUUUAUACUUCAGUGUCAUCGUAAAUAAUCUACAGCUUUCUGGAAUUCAGUUUUGAGCAAGAUACUGUCAUCAAAGUUAGCCUGAAUUUCCUGAAACAGGCCACACUUGAA